This is a messenger RNA of Setaria italica (foxtail millet), 4438 nucleotides long. RefSeq lists its product as uncharacterized. Gene Ontology annotation, molecular function: gamma-tubulin binding; microtubule minus-end binding. Gene Ontology annotation, biological process: microtubule nucleation; cytoplasmic microtubule organization; meiotic cell cycle. The coding region runs from base 208 to 3804 and encodes 1198 amino acids. Lineage: Eukaryota; Viridiplantae; Streptophyta; Magnoliopsida; Poales; Poaceae. The transcript is spliced from 14 exons. The record is from RefSeq and is a predicted model, not a curated record. Gene Ontology annotation, cellular component: spindle pole; gamma-tubulin complex; centrosome.
UCCAUUUCCCCAUUCUCACCAGUCACCACCAACCUUCGCCAGUCCCUCGCCGGCGAACCUUGGCGCCGCCGCCCGCCAGGCCCGAGCCACCAGCACCAUCCUCGGCCUCCUCCUCCUCCAUCUCGCUUACGCACAGAAGGGCGGAGCUACAUUUCAUCAAGUCACGGGGGAGGGCAAUAAACCCUAGCUAGGCCCUGCCGGGAGGGUAUGGAGGCGGCCGCCUCCAGCCUCUCGUCGCUGCUCUCCACCCUCCGCGUGGACGGUCCCUGGACGCCGCCGGGAACCUGGGAGUCGAUCAGCCCCGAGAGCGGCGCCGCUCGUACCUCAGGCCUCGGAGGGAGCCCCCGUCACGAGCCGAUCUACGAGCUCGCAUCGGUUACUGAUGAUGCUUUGGUUCGUUUGGCUUUACAUGCCCUGCAUGGUGUCAAAUCAUCGUUAGAUGAGAUUGAUGAGCUUUUCAUGGUGUUCUCCUCGAAUCCGGCUGACAGGACCUCUAGUCGUGUCGCUAAUGUGUGGUCACAUUCAUCCAGCACUACAUCCGUGGGGCACAUUCUCAAAUCUAUACGCUCAACAGGUCUUGCGGUCUUCUUCCUUUGCAAGUUUGUGCACUUUUAUCUUAUCCAAAGCCGAGAAAAGAAUUGUGCAAGUGGAGGAAGACAUGAAUGUGAAGGUUCUGAUGAUAAAGACACUGAGCAGCAUCAACCUUUCAGUCUAGUAAACCAAGCAUUUGCUGCAGCAGUUGAAAAGGCCCUGGAAGGCUAUUUAUGUUCCUUGAAUACUUUACCAGCAUCAAUUAAGCUCAGGCGUUCAUUUGCACAAUGUAUGCCUUCCAAGAUUUCAGAUGGAGUGAGUUGCAAUUCCACUUCAGAAGUCACUCUUCUGGAAGUUUAUCUACACACUGAGGAAUUAAGAAGGCAUGUUAAGUCCCUUGGAAAUAUUUGUUUCCCUAAGUUUGCAGGUCUUACAUUGUGCCAGGAGGGUUUGAAUACUGAUGCAAAUGUGGAGUUUGAGAAUUUCCCACGGGGCACUGAUUUGCUUUCCUAUCUGUAUGUCCAUCUUCGUGAUGCUGAUCCAGUUCACUAUGGAUUUCUGAAGUAUCUCUUCAUUCGUUCUUGUGAACCAUACUUUAACUUCAUUAAGUCAUGGAUUUACCGAGCUUCUGUUGAUGACCCUUAUGAGGAAUUUCUCAUUACACAAACUGAGAAUAAGGAUGCUCGAGGAGACUCUUCUGACAUACUAGAUGAGUUUACACUCUUCCCCUUGAAGGGAAGAAAUCAUGUAUCUGCUCCAUGUUUUCUAAAGGAGAUAUGCCAUCCUCUUUUGCGUACUGGCCAGCAGCUUCAAGUGCUCUUGAAGCUUCUAAAAUCCUGCAAUCUUUCUGCUACUGGACGAGAUGCUUAUCCCUCUCAUAAUACCAUUCGUAUGGAGGGAGUUCUCCCGUGGUUUGAUACGCCAAUUGAGUCUUCAAUGAAUUCAUUUACGUUCUCAAAAAGUAGUGUGGAGGCAGUAACAUGCAAAAGGGAUGCUAUGUACAAGUUGAUGAUGGAGAAGCUGCAACACUUUUUCUCGAAUGUUGAGGUGAUUCCUUUUGAUACUGCAUCGAACUUCCUACAUAAGGGGACGGACCAUCUGGCUACAUCAGUUUCAGAUGCUGAGCUGUACUAUGGAGACAGCGAUGCUGCACUUGCUUGCAAGAUGGCUGCAGAUGAAAAAGAUAAUGAUGCUUCUUCAACUUCACAAGAAUCUUCAGAUAAAGAGGAUCCCUUGGAAUCUUCAGAAUGCUCUUCUUAUACCUCUAUGGAUGAUGUUGAAGUUGAGAGUGCUAGAGCUUGUGACGAUUUGUCUAGUUCCAUGUCCUCACCAUACUGUACAAGUACAGGUGAAGCAAAAUGCUCCUUGGUUACCAGAAAGCUGCUUUCUUCCCAAGCCAGUUCAGUUCACCAUGGGAUAAAUCAUGCAAGCCCUAUUGAUGAGUCUGAGAAAGAUGACAACUUGAGUUACAGACAUGUUCCUAUGCACUCACAGAAUAUUAAGCAUAAUGCGGCGCUUGACGCUUUAGAAUUGGAUUAUCAGUAUAGUCAGUUUUCACCAUUUGACAGGUUUAUGAAGAGAACCUGUUGCUCAUCCGAAAAAAUGAAUUCAGUUGAGGAGUUCUUAUAUACUGAUCAUAAAAGUUCAGUACAGAAAGUAUCACAUGGUAAUGUAGUUUAUCCAUUACAUUCUGAAUCAGGGUCUCCUAGACUACUGAACAGUAAACACUAUGAGAAGUCUGGUAAGAUAAAUCAGGCAUGGAAUACUAGCAUUCCUUACAAUCUCAGUUUGAACCCCAUACUGAGGAAUGCAGCUUGUUGUCAUACGGAGAGUGAUUUGCAACAUAAAAGCAAGAACCGAGCACUUGCCAGCUUUGAUUUCGAGUCAGUCACAGAUCCAUGUGAAGUAUAUUGUGAAAGGAGCCCGUCCUGCCUUGUUGAAUCUGUAAAUGGAGCAGCAACAGUUGUACAGCCCAGGACUCAGCCUUCUGGACAGCCUGAUUGUUCUAGCAAGCUUCUUCAAGCUGAGGCAAGAAGUCAGGCAUACCUUACUUCCUCAGGAGAAGUGGCAGAAGUUAAUCUUCAAGAAAGUGCUUCUGGUGGCGCAUUCUGGGAGAAGUCAUUACAAUAUAAUGAUAAAUCAAAAGAAAAAACAGCUGGGGAUUUUAGCUCGGAGUUUGAUAUGCCCCUUGAUAUUGUUAUUGAGAAGUGCAUCAUGCAAGAAGUUUUGCUUCAAUAUAAAUAUGUUAGCAGCUUCACAAUGAAAUUGCUUGAGGAGGGGUUUGAUCUUCAUGCACAUCUGCUAGCUCUGCGGCGGUAUCAUUUCAUGGAAUUAGCUGACUGGACAGAUUCCUUUAUUUUUUCAAUUUAUCAUAAGAAAUGGUCAUUCGUUAAGCCUGAGCAGAAAAGAGCAGAGAUCCAAGGGCUUAUGGAAUUGGCUUUGCAGAGGUCUUCAUGCGAUUAUGAUCCUUAUAAGGAAAGAUUGUUUAUAUACAUGAGAGAGCAACCCAUUUUUUCCUUUGAUGCCUCUGCAUGUGGUCUUGAUUUGCUGGAUGAUAUCUUAUUGGGUUAUAAAGCUGAAUGGCCGGUGAAUAUUGUCAUUAGAGAAGACACACUUAAAAUAUAUGCUGAAAUAUUCUGUUAUCUUCUUCAAGUCAGGUUUGCGGUGUUCUCACUAACUGAAGUAUGGAGAUUUCUAAAGGAGUUGACACAGCUCAUCAGUCGCUCCAGCCAUAGUAGACCUGAUGUGAUGAAGAAAUUGAAUUUUGUAAUGAGAGUGAGGCAUAAAGUUUAUCAUUUUCUAUCAACACUACAGCAGUAUCUCCAUUGCCAUUUAUCUGAUAUAUCAUGGCGUCGUUUUCAACAUUCCCUUAAAAAUCAGGUGAGAGAUAUACUGGAUCUGGAGUAUGUGCAUAUGUGUUAUAUUACUGAUGCACUUGACAUAUGUUUCCUAUCUGAUGAGUCAAAACAAGUUGCCACAAUAGUCAAAAGCAUGCUGCGUCUGGCUUUGGAGUUACGAUCAUGUUUUCAGAUUCUUGGUAACACUUGUGAUUUACCAGAAAAUCAACUCAGUAAUCUGCAUUCUCUUAUAAACUUCUCUCAGGUGGAUGCAAUUAGAACGAGGUUUGAGGGUAACAUCAAAGAUAUGUAUAUUUUGCAUUCCAAGUCUUCAAAAUAUGGGGAGCUUGGCCUUUCCCGUUUCUGGGGGUAUCUGAAUUACAAUGAGUACCAUUCUACAAAAAUCAGUAGGGAUAUGGGCAGCUUCUGUUUUUGAUAGGACAUCUUAAGACUGAAGUAAGGUUUGCCUUUGGGGAAUAGCUCACCAUUCACAACAAUUGGUGAGAGGUGCAUGGCUUUGUUUUGGGUCUUCUGGAAUCAGCCCAGCUUUUCCAGCCACCCAUGGCAUAAGUUAUUGCUUGUUUGUGCUGGUUGUAGUGCCCCUUACGCAUCUUCAGUUCAAGAGGUACACACUGCUAAGGUUCUCCUUUUAGAUAAACGCGCUGGUUUUUUUUGUUUUCCACGUGUCUGCACCAGCUUCAAACAUGAUGUUAAAGAGACCCCCACUUCAAACAUGAUGUUCUAUACUUGGAGAUGGAUUGAUGGGUUGAGAAACUAUAAGACUGGAAGUGCAUUUAAAAUUUGAAGGGGAAGUCGUGUAGCUUGAUUAUGAGACAUCGGUAAUGGUGUUUCUGUUGAUUUAGUUGGGGAGUGGAUGUAUAUAAUAUAACAUGUAGUUCUUGGAAGGGUGGGUAAUUCUGUAUAGUUGAUUCUUAACAGGUUACUCUUGAUAAAUGGAAGGUGUGAUUGGUUGCUCUCUUGGCCUCUUGUACUGUUCUUUGAGUCGAUCAACAUGUCAGAAGAAUACACUUCAAAUUUCAUGUGUAGAAUUGAACAUCACUCUUUGAAUA